AUGAGGCCUGACAACACUUUGUAUUUGAUUGGGGUGGCCCUCCUUGGGCUUACAAACGCUCAGAUCAAGCCCGGUCCUAGACCUAGCAGCGGCAGUGGCAUCCAGCCUGGCGGUGGUGGGAGCAUCCAACCUGGCCCUGCUGCCGGUGGCGGGAGCAUCCAACCUGGCCCUGCCGCCGGUGGUGGUGGCAUCCAACCUGGCCCUGCUGCCGGUGGUGGGAGCAUCCAACCUGGCCCUGCUGCCGGUGGUGGGAGCAUCCAACCUGGCCCUGCCGCUGGUGGCGGUGGCAUCCAACCUGGCCCUGCCGCCGGUGGUGGUGGCAUCCAACCUGGCCCUGCUGCCGGUGGUGGGAGCAUCCAACCUGGCCCUGCCGCUGGUGGCGGUGGCAUCCAACCUGGCCCUGCUGCCGGUGGUGGGAGCAUCCAACCUGGCCCUGCCGCUGGUGGUGGUGGCAUCCAACCUGGCCCUGCUGCCGGUGGUGGUGGCAUCCAUCCUGGCCCUGCCGGUGGUACUAGCCCUGGGUCCUGGACCUGUCCUAACCCACCCAAGGCAUACAACCAAUCGCCACCAAUCACCACUAGUAUCUCCUGUCCUGCGAGUGAUGGAAGUAUCUACGAGGCACUUGAUGGCAGCUGGUAUUACCUACAGUGCUGCACCCAAAGCUCUUCCAAUGCGUUGUCCGUCGGUACACCGCAAGUUUCUAGCAUGAAGGAAUGUCUCAACAAGUGCUCUGAGAUCGCGAACUGCGAAACUGUCUCAUUCGAGCCUUCCACCCUUUAUUGCAACCUCCUUGACUUUGGUUCUUUCUCUCAAACCUCUCAUGGAAGCCAGCUCUAUGCCUUCCCGACUUCCCCCCGGUCACCAAGCAGCCCAAUCUAUGUGAGCCCAUAUGGCGAGACCUUCUACAUGAGCUGUGGAAUGCGUCACGGCACCCCGUACCUCAACGUCGAAAAAGUCUCAACCCUGGAGGAUUGCAUGGACCACUGCGCAGCUUCUCCUUCUUGCAGCAGUGUUGACUUUGACCAAAGCAAACAAGUGUGCUAUUUGAGCAACAAUGACAGCCCUCCAACUCUCGAAGCUAGUCGAUUUGCUAGUGCCCACUCCGUCGGCUGUUCUGGGGCGUGCGAGGGCUGCGGCAAGCAAAAGUGUGGCACACAGCAGCAGCCAAAGCCCAACACGAAUCAGUGCGUUGAUAAUCAGCUUGUUUAUGUUGCCAACCACCCGUUCCGGGUAAAAUGCAACCGAUGUUACACGAGUACAACAGCACCAACAGUAUCCAAACCCGAGGCCAAGACCCACGAGGAAUGUAUGCAGCUUUACGUGUUGGAGGCUAAUAAUUAUGUUGGAGCGAAUUGGGAGAAGAACGGCGGAUGUGUUUUGAAGCCUGUUGGGUCUACAAUCACGGACAACACUUACUGUACUGCAGCCUUCGUGCCACUCUGGAAGUGA
Penicillium canescens is the source of this 1449-nucleotide messenger RNA. RefSeq lists its product as uncharacterized. Bases 1 to 1449 code for a protein of 482 amino acids. Lineage: Eukaryota; Fungi; Ascomycota; Eurotiomycetes; Eurotiales; Aspergillaceae. The record is from RefSeq and is a predicted model, not a curated record. The transcript is spliced from 5 exons.